AUGACCUCCUUCCCUGAAGCCAAUGCUAAAUUUGCCUCUUACCUUUUCCAUCGGUUGAGUGAGGCACAUUUCUCUGACAAUGUCUUGGUCUCUCCAAUUAAUGCUGCCAACAGCCUGGGUCUGCUUCUCUUAGCCUCUAGAAAUGAACAGGCAAAUGAGCUUGAGAAGGUGCUUCACUGGGAUGAAAUGGAAGACAGUGACAGAUGCAGCAACAGAAGGCACUUGGAAGCAGCCAGAAGCUCUGGAAGAUCAACAGCUAAACUCAGGGCACAGGAAAGAUCUGAAAGCUGCCCCAAUACUUCACUUCAGCCUCAACCUCAUCCUGAACCGGCACAUCCCAAACCUAAGCCGAAGCCAGAACCAGAGCCUUCUCCUUCCGCUGAGAAAAAUGCUCCAGAUUCUGAAUCUGAGACCCCUAAAGAAGUUCAUACUGCGUUCAGCAGAAUCCUUGCCGUUCUUAAUAAACCCAACCCCAACUAUACACUGUCUUUUGCCAGCAAGUUCUAUGGAGACUAUGCUGUUUCUUUCCUCCAGAAAUUCAUUUACAAUGCUCUGAAACUGUACUUGACAGAUGUGGUGGGAGCUAAUAUCCAUAAUGCACCAGAGGAAGUGAGAAAACUGAUCAACCUUUGGACUGAAGUUCAGACCCAUGGUGAAAUCAAGGAACUUUUCCCCAAGGACAGCUUUGAUUCUCUUGCUCAGCUGCUGCUGGUGAAUGUGCUCUACUUCAAAGGACAAUGGGACAUUAAAUUUGACAAAGAGAUUACAACAGAAGCACCAUUUUAUGCACAUGAUAGUGACCACUACACUGUACAAUUGAUGCAGAGGAAGGGCAUUUACAAUACAGCCAUCACUGAUAUAGCCAAUGUACAAGUACAGGUGUUGGAGAUUCCCUACAAAAACAAUGAGCUGAGCUUUUUCAUCCUGCUGCCAACAGACUACAGUACUGAGGCUCUUCAACAGCUAGAAGAUGGGCUUUCCUACAAGAACCUGCUUGACUGGCCCUGGAUUCUAAAGCCUGAAGAGGUGGCAGUAUCCAUUCCCAAAUUCAGCUUAGAGAAGAGCCUCUAUCUUGAUGAACUCUUGGAUCUUUUAAAUCUGUCAGAUUCUGAAAGAGCAAAUUUCUCUGGGGCAACAACAACAGAAGGUGUGACUCUGACGCGGUUCCUUCAUGAUACUUUUAUUGAGAUUGAUGAGGAUGGCGGUGAGGAAGCUGGCUCAUGCUGUUUCCACAGGCACUCACAUCAGGAACCAGUGAAGUUCAUGGCUAAUCAUCCCUUCAUUUUUUAUCUCUUACAUAAAUCUACUGAGAGCAUCCUUGCCUUAGGUAGAUUUGCCAAACCUGAGUAAAACAAAGGGUCAAUGGGAAUAUGAAUAGCAAAAUUCAGAAAGCUGCAUUAUUUUAAUGUUCCAUUCCCUGUCUAAUAUUCCACAAUGCCAGUCAUUGCAUAGAUUUGGGCAAAGAAGUCUUUCAUCAGGUGAUAGAGCUAAUUACCAUGCUAUGAUGCCCUUAAGCUUUUUGUCUUAAUUUCCUACAAUUUCCUUCUAGUGUUUUAUAUUGGGUCAUCCUCUGGCUUCUGUAACAAGAAUAUGACAAGAAAUGUCAAAUAUACAUCCAUCUCUUUAAGAUCUUUGAAAAAUGCAGUAGCUAGGAAUUGCAGUUUCCCGUAGCUCAUCAGCACUGUUGUUAAAGGAGGAAAUUCUGCUUUUCUCCCUUCUGUGGGAUUCUUAAACAGACCUGUUUCUUUGGGAUAAGAUGAACUCAGAUCAGCCUUUCCCAUCCUUGGUAUCUUCUAACUGUAUAGGCUUUGACUCCCAGAAUUCUCAGCCAUGGCCAUCCGUCAGGGAAGGUGCCUUAAAUUAAGUGCAGUGAAUCUGAGACCUGUUUCUCAGUUACAGUGCUAGCUGUAGGUAUUUUUGUAUCUGAUGCAUAAGUUCCAAAGGAUGCCCACUGCUAUGUAGAGUAAGAAUCAGAGAACCAUAAAGUUGGAAGCAAUCUUAGCUGUCAUUUAGUCCAACAUCUGCUCAGUGCUGGACCUGCUAAAGCAUUCUGAACAUAUGGUAUUCAAGCCUCUGUUAGAAGGCCUCUAGAUUCUUCAUCUUAGCUGAGAAAGCUAGAUGAAGCCCAAGAACAGGAAAAUUAGUAGAAACUGUUUUAGAUACACAUUCUCAUGUUGCUUUGUGAUACAGCCUGCUUGAGAAAUGAUAUGUAGGGAUUCUGUUCUCUUACUUUAACUCAAGUCAACACUGGUCCUAUAUUUUUUACUUGGGAGUAUGUCUGAUUGAACUGAAUGGGACGUACUUUGGAGCCGAGUUGUGCUGAAACUGUAAUAUAAUCUGGCUUUUUCAAAGAGUGGAUGUUAACCCUAAAAAUGUUCCUCUGAAGCUUCUGAGAUGCUUGCUUUUCCUGGAAUGUAUGAAAUUCUACCGCCUCUUUG
Messenger RNA from Candoia aspera, 2438 nucleotides. RefSeq names its product serpin B4-like. Lineage: Eukaryota; Metazoa; Chordata; Lepidosauria; Squamata; Candoiidae. The transcript has 10 exons. The coding region runs from base 1 to 1350 and encodes 449 amino acids. The record is from RefSeq and is a predicted model, not a curated record. Gene Ontology annotation, biological process: negative regulation of endopeptidase activity. Gene Ontology annotation, molecular function: serine-type endopeptidase inhibitor activity.